AAAUGUAAAUAAAACUUUUCAAAAAAAAUCCGGGACGCUUCUCUACAUUAUCAAGAAAAACUGCGAACAGAUUUAAAAAAUACAGUGCAACUUCUCCCUAACAAUGGAUAUUCUGCAUCCUCAUCUGAUGAGCAAAAAGCAAUUGCUGGAGUUAUUUCAACAGCGUCAAUUUAGUAUUCCUCGACUGGAAGAACUCUCUCGCGAUGAGCUGAUCAAUCUUUACUGCAAACAUCUCCUCCCGAUGCCUCAACGAGCUGGUGGUUCUAAAAGCAGUACCUCCGCUGAAGCCGCCAGCAGAUACCCCAACGAUGUAGAAAUGGUAGAUGCUACUGCGACACCAAGAGCUAACCUGAAAAAUGUACGACAGCGUAUCGUAUAUUCCGAAUCGAACCCGGUGGAAAACGUAAGUCACGGAUUCAAACGAAUUCGACUUAUCAACAGCGGGGAUUGUGCUCGAAAAGAGGCUGAACGAUCACCAGCACCUGAAACCAAGAAUGUGUCGAGUUCAAUCAGCAGCAUUAGCAAACGAACCAUAGAGAUAAGUCCUAGUAAAACAGGUGUUGCUGUUAACGCUGCCCCGAGCAAGCGUCAAAAGAUAACUUGGCCCUAAGGACUGAAUUUUCAUCAUAACUGAGAUUAACGAAGCUGGUAUUAAUUAUAUUAAGGUAAAAUUUAGCGACGGCUUUCUCUUGAUCCGUGUUUUGAAGACAUCCGUUCCGCAAGUUAAAAAAUAAGAAAUAAUUCACAUUUGUUGUAUAUUCAAUAGUUCACGUUAUAUAUGCUCUUAGCCUGAAGUGCGAAUAGAUAGGUUGCGAUGAUCCCGCACGAGAACACAGCUCCAGAAGUGAUGAGGAAGCGGUUUACUUCACUGGCUUCAUGUGCCACAGUCCGUCGUUUAGAUAAUGGCAGUUCUCCACACCAACGCCCUUGUUGACUUUCAAUCUGGAAAAUCAAGACAUAUUACCAUUAGAAACAGUUUAAUACGACUCAGUUCAAAACAACUCACAUAUCAUCGGUGGAUAGCGUUGUCUGACCGAUGGCCAGCGCAUGGGUUUUGCCCUCGGCCAUGAUUGCCACGACCGUGCCCUUGUCGACCGGAGUCAUGCAGGCACCCGGGGACGUCAGCCCGGGACACAUGAUGUUGGCUCCGCUCAGCACAAACCGGAUGGCACCCUUAUCUACCUGUUCCAUCGGCAGGAAAAACGGAUAUCGGUGGAACAGCCUCAACGUCGGCAUCCAGCAGCCCUCCCGGUGCCGGAAAAACAACUGAUCCCCGGCACUGUUAACCAGUAUUUCGAUGUGAUCAUGGCUGGAAAAGGUUAAGUUUGAUGGUUCAUUCAAAUAUGACGUUGUAGAGCUUCUAGUCAAUAUUAGAGUUCGCUCUAUAAAGUUUUUUUUUCGUUACGUUGGUACACUUUUUAUAUAGAAAUCUCCCGA
Messenger RNA from Uranotaenia lowii, 1437 nucleotides. RefSeq lists its product as uncharacterized. Gene Ontology annotation, cellular component: tRNA-splicing ligase complex. Bases 104 to 610 code for a protein of 168 amino acids. The transcript is spliced from 2 exons. The record is from RefSeq and is a predicted model, not a curated record. Gene Ontology annotation, biological process: embryonic morphogenesis. Lineage: Eukaryota; Metazoa; Arthropoda; Insecta; Diptera; Culicidae.